CACUUCUGAGUUCUGACAUUUUAUCUUCCUACUUCUACACAACCGACUACCAUCUCUCUCUGUGUCUCUCUCUACUUCUGCCUGCCAACUCUAGAAAAUAACAGUACUUGUAGCUCCCACACCGCACCUUUCCUGCCCUAGAACAUUGAGCUUCGGGUUAUCCAGAGAGCUUAAAGAGGAAGAAGAACGAGUUGCGGAAGAAGAUUAACAAAACAAUGGGCAAAGACCAACCAUCUUAUUCUUUCACCAAGAAGUUCUUGCAUUGGUCCUUCUAUUUCAUUAUUCCUAUUGCCGUCUUUCGCUUAUACUUUUACCCUCUUCACUUAGUUCGCCAAGCUACGACUGAACAACUACCCAACACUCAACACAUUGUUAGCAUCUCUUCUUCUAUCAAUCGAGAAGAGAAAAAGGUUUAUGAAGCUCCUUGUGACUUCACCAAUGGCAGAUGGGUCCAUGACAAGAUGGGACCUUUGUACAAUGGCACCACCUGUGCUACCAUUAAGGAAGGUCAAAACUGCAUCACUCAUGGAAGACCUGACCUGGGUUACCUCUUCUGGAGAUGGAAGCCAAAUAGAUGCGAGCUUCCGAGGUUUGAACCGCAUGCAUUUCUUCAAUUUCUUACUCACAAACAUUUAGCUUUUGUUGGUGACUCUAUGGCUAGGAACCAACUUGAGUCCCUUCUUUGCAUGCUGUCAACGGUCUCUGUCCCUAACCUUGUUUAUCGAGAUGGUGAAGACAACAAAUUUAGAAGAUGGCAUUUUGCUUCUCAUAAUGUCAGUAUUUCUGUUUAUUGGUCACCGUUUUUAGUUAAAGGAAUUGAGAAAUCUAAAUCUGGUCCAAAUCAUAACAAAUUGUAUGUGGAUUAUGUGAAUGAAAGGUGGGCGGCGGAUUUAGAUCAAAUAGACAUGAUUGUUUUAUCUGUCGGGCAUUGGUUUUUACACCCAGCUGUGUAUUUUGAGGGAGAUUCUCUAUUGGGUUGCCAUUACUGUCCUGAACUUAAUCACACUGAGAUUGGAUUCUAUGAUGUUUUGAGAAAGGCCUUAAAGACCACCCUCAAAACAAUAAUUGAAAGAACACGGUCUAAUGAUAGUGUUAAAGAUGUGAUUUUGACCACAUUUUCUCCGUCACAUUUUGAAGGUGAUUGGGAUAAGGCAGGUGCUUGUCCAAAGACAGAGCCUUAUAAGGAGGGCGAAAAAUUGCUUGAAGGAAUGGAUGCUGAUAUGAGAAAUAUUGAGGUUGAACAAAUGGAUGAAGCCAAGGAAAAUGCUAAGCAAUUUAAGGGGUUGAGGCUAGAGGUUUUGGAUGUCACUAGAUUAUCAUUAAUGAGACCAGAUGGUCAUCCAGGUCCUUACAUGUAUCCAAAUCCAUUUGCUAAUGGAAUUAAAGAGCAUGUACAAAAUGAUUGUGUUCACUGGUGUUUACCAGGGCCUAUAGAUACUUGGAAUCAAAUAAUGUUAGAGGUUAUAAGGAGAUGGGAAGGUCAGUCAAGAAGAAAAGAAUGAGUUACUGCAGUAAAAAAAUAUUGGGUUUGUUUCUCUUCAAUGCGCUGCUCUGAUUUAUCUUUUACUUGAUAGAGAAUUGAAACAAAUGAGUAGCUGCAGUGAUUGGUAGUGUUGCAUUUCUGUAUGGGGUCUUCUCUUAUGUGAAAGAAUUGGAAGAAGGGGAAAGAUUGAAAAUGGAAGAGGGGUUUGGGGUCAAGAAUGUUGCAAAGAUGAUAUACUUUUGAAAGACAAAUGCAUAUCUAUGUGAAACGUGCAAAAUGAUACCAAUGAGGCUCUGAAGAAAUUGAAGUUCAUCGCCAGUUUUUGUUGGUUUUUUUUUUCUUUUUUAAAGAAUUUACAAUGAAAGGUUAAUUUGCUGACCAGGUUCACAUUAAGAUACUUGUUUGAUUGUAAGUUAUUCUUGCAUGAGACUUAAGCUUUUUAGUUUGGAAUAUAAUUUCCACUCCUCUGAUGUAUAUAAAUGUUAUGUUUGUUGUUC
Mangifera indica (mango) is the source of this 1980-nucleotide messenger RNA. RefSeq names its product protein ALTERED XYLOGLUCAN 4-like. Gene Ontology annotation, molecular function: O-acetyltransferase activity. Gene Ontology annotation, cellular component: Golgi apparatus. NCBI's taxonomy places the organism in Eukaryota, Viridiplantae, Streptophyta, Magnoliopsida, Sapindales, Anacardiaceae. The record is from RefSeq and is a predicted model, not a curated record. The transcript has 2 exons. Bases 216 to 1502 code for a protein of 428 amino acids.